AUGGGUUACCCUACACAGGAAAAGUUAGCUUAUCUACAUGACCUUGAAAAGGCUCUUCAAAGUAUUGAAGGGUGCUCAAGUGUAACUCUUCCAUUUUUGGACCAAACAAGUGCUGAAACAUUGAAAAAUGGCCUUCCUUGGAUCUUUACAUAACAAAAGGUGAUCCUCGACGACGGAUCAGAGAUUGAUAAUCCUCUACUCCAUUAUAAACUUCAAACAGCACUAGCUGAUACUGCCCUUAUCGACGGGUACGAUUACUCAAAGCCUGAAGGAUACCAAACAGUAAGAUAUCCCCUUUCAGGGCUGAGUGGAACAGAGGAAGACAAGAAAAGUGCUGAAGAACAUAAUAAACAAUUUGACUACGAUAAGCAAGUGACAUUACUUAAUUCAAAUGUAAGAAACUGGCUUACAAGUCAACAAACAGCAGUAGCAGAUAAAUAUUACCAGUGCCUUUAAGCUCCAAAUUAUACUGUUUUUUCAAAUACUACUUCUGCUGGCAAAUGGAAUAAGGACCACACAGGCGCACCAUUAAUUAUUCCUUUAGAAAAUCCUCACAAUUGGAUGCACUUAUGUAUUGGAGGAUUUACCGACAGUAAAGAUGGUAGUGUAAGGGACCCUAUUGUUUAUACAGUAGGAUCUAAUGGUGAUAUGGGAGAGAAUGAGACUGCAGCAUUUGACCCUAUUUUCUUCUUCCAUCAUUGCUGGAUUGAUUUAGUCUUUUGGAAAUGGCAAUAACUCCACGGUGCAACUACCCUUUUUGAUAUACAAUAAGGCUAUCCAGGCACAAAUACGAGUGACACAGGUGUCUAAGUUAACGCUGACCAAAAUGAAGAUGAGGAACUUAACAUUGACUCUCCACUACAUCCUUUCAUCAAUCAAGCCACUGGUGCCUUAUAUACUACCAGAGACGUGAUAAACAUUGAAAAUCUCGGAUAUUCAUUUGGCCCUAAUUCCCUUGACUCAUUUUAACUUCCUACAGAUGAUUAAUAGGCCGAUUCUUUGAAAGGAGCUGUUGUCCUUAAAAAGAGGCUAGAAGUCAGAGGAAUCAAUAGAGCUUAUAUCAAAGGUUCAUUCAUUAUAGCCUAAUAUGAAAUUAUUGAUGGUGAGAAGCAAUACGUUGGGGCUGUGCCAAUUUUGAGUAGAUGGAAUGUUUAAAUGUGCGAAAAUUGCCAAUACCAUCUUGAUGUGCAAGCUUACUUUGAAGUCGAAAACCUUGAGGGUGUUCCUUCAGAUAAAAGAGUCUUUUAAACUCAGUGUGUGACUAGAUACGGUACCUAAAAUCUACCUUCUGUCUUUAGGACUGAGUCAUAUUCAUAUGAAGACUAUAGUUGCUAGAUCUUGGACUGA
Messenger RNA from Stylonychia lemnae, 1347 nucleotides. Lineage: Eukaryota; Ciliophora; Spirotrichea; Sporadotrichida; Oxytrichidae. The record is from the annotation of a GenBank genome assembly.